Messenger RNA from Cryptomeria japonica (Japanese cedar), 1443 nucleotides. RefSeq lists its product as uncharacterized. Lineage: Eukaryota; Viridiplantae; Streptophyta; Pinopsida; Cupressales; Cupressaceae. The transcript has 2 exons. The record is from RefSeq and is a predicted model, not a curated record. Gene Ontology annotation, molecular function: RNA-DNA hybrid ribonuclease activity; nucleic acid binding. The coding region runs from base 1 to 1443 and encodes 480 amino acids.
AUGGAGUGCCACAGGGUGGUAAUGGACCAUCUAACAUGGCAGAUUGGGGAUGAGACAAAAGCCAAAUUCUGGGAGGAUUCUUGGGCAGGCCACCCUGCAAUAAGAGAGUUGGGUGAAUUCUCAGAGGCAAAGGAUCCGUUGGUGCAUUUAUGGGGAGACAAGGUAAAGGAUUACAUGCAUAACACGGAGGGAGAUUUAGGUAAGGAAUGGCUAGGGAAGGAUCUUUCGACAAUAGGUCUGUCGAUUCAGGAGCAACAGAGGCUUAGGAACGUUCUGGAGCAGAGGAAGAUUUUCCUCAUAGGCAAAGAGGAUAAAGUGAUCUGGCGUGGUGCAAGGGAUGGCAAAUAUUCAGUGAAAUUGGGCUACCAGCUUAUGGAAGGGGAAAAAAGAAAAAGGCUCGACUUUGUGGGCCCAUCUAAGUGUGUGAUGUGCAAUCAGUCGGAAGAGUCCAUUGAUCAUUUGCUUUUAACCUGUGAAGUUGUACAGAGGUGCUGGUCUGAACUCCAAAGGAGUUUAAAAUGGCAGGGACUGUUACAAUGCUCACUAAAAGAGGUUUUUGAGAGCUGGCCCAGGCAAUCAAGGAGGUCGACCCUCUCAUGUGUUUGGAAAAUAAGCCCUUCUAUAGUAAUAUGGGAGAUAUGGAAAGAACGCAAUAGAAGAAUUUUUCAGGAUAAGAUUGAGGAUGAGAGACAGUUGUUGUCAAGAAUUAAUAGGGUUAUUGAAGAGGUGGUAAGCUCAGCGGCUUCCCAAACUUUCUCACUAUCCACCCCCUUCACCUCAAUGGAUAGAAACAUACACAAAGCUUGGCUAGGAAUCAAAAUAAGACAUGGAUCAACGACAAAUAGUAAGCGAAAGAGUAAUAAAACACUGGAAGCCCAAUGGAAACCACCAGAGAAGGGUUGGUUUAAAGUUAAUUUUGAUGGAGCAGUGCAACAAUCUGGUAGACUAGCAGAGGCUGGAUUUGCAAUGUGGGACGACAAUGGAGAGCUAAUUAAAUAUGGAGCCAAAAGUCUUCGGAAGAGCACAAAUAAUGAGGCUGAAGUCCAAGCAACCCUUCUGGGGAUAAGAUUAGCAAAAAGAGAAGGCAUUCAAAAUCUCCAUCUAGAAGGGGAUUCUUUAAUUAUAAUUCAAGCUAUUAUGAAUGGAGAGAUAAAUGCAUGGCAUCUUGAAGGUUUCAUAGCAGUAAUCAUAGAAGAGUUAAUUUUUUUUGAAAAUUUUAAAAUCAGCCACAUUAGAAGGGUAGGUAAUCAGACUGCGGACAAAUUGUCCAAAUGGGCUUUGUCAUUCGAUUCGGAAGGUGAAUUAAAAUUGGAUGACAUCCAGGGUAUAUUACCUCUGGGCGAUGUGACAUGGCAAUUAUUGGAUGUUUGGUGUGGGAGGUGUGACGACAGGCAGAUGAUGUCAUCUAUAAGCAUGGCGCCUUGUGCGGAAACGAUGGCUUGA